Molecule: messenger RNA, 1968 nt
Organism: Aricia agestis (brown argus)
Lineage: Eukaryota; Metazoa; Arthropoda; Insecta; Lepidoptera; Lycaenidae
Product: kinesin-like protein KIF12
Exons: 14
Coding region: 145-1956 (603 amino acids)
Biological process (GO): microtubule-based movement
Molecular function (GO): microtubule motor activity; ATP binding; microtubule binding
Source: RefSeq, a predicted model, not a curated record
AUUGUGACUUGUGAGAAUUGACAUAGGAUCGAUUAUAAAAAUGUGAGACAGUAAUUCAAGUGAGUGUAGUGUACACAAGAACAAAAAAAUAAUUAAUAAACCCUUCUAAUUUCGAAAAGUGAUGAAGGCGCGCGACCAUGGUCGAUGUCGCUGAGGAACCUGCAGCUGCUGCGGCCGCUGGACAUGGGAUACCGGCAGACGCCGCUGCGAGCGCCGCCCACCGCGCUCUCCAGGACGCUCAGCAGGAGCGCCGAGGCCUUGGCCGCCGCUAAGAGGAGUAAGGAGCCAAGCCGCAAGACCCGCAGCACGGAGAAGGCGGGGCUGGUGAAGGGGUCUAGCUCGCUCGGUCUGCCGGCGCUGGUGAGGAACCGGAGCGACGACAGCCUGAGGACGAGGAAUGGCAGCGGCAGCAGCCGCGCCGGCAGCGCGGACCGCAGCACGCGCGGCUCCAGCACCACGCUCAACGGCGGCGACGAGGACAACAUCAACGUCGUGGUCAGGGUGCGUCCUCUCAACGAUAAGGAGCGGGCCGUCAGGGACCGCGAGGUGCUGGAGUUCCCGGGCAAGGGGCAGGUGAUCUGCGCCGCGCCGGGACAGAAGCCCAAGGUGUUCUCCUACAACGUGGUCUUCGAGCCUGCUGCUACACAGGAGGACGUGCUGGAAUAUUCAGGUGUGAAGCGUCUGCUGGAGAUGGCGGUGGAGGGGUUCUCGGCGACCGUGCUGUGCUACGGGCAGACCGGCUCCGGCAAGACGCAUACACUCACCGGACCGCCCGGCCUCGUAGAGAGCGGCACGUCCCCGUACUCGGAGGAGCACGGCCUGGUGGUGCGCUCCUUUGUCCACCUGUUCCGGCUGAUGCGGGACCGACCCGAAUACGACUUCGUGCUGAAGGCUUCCUACCUCGAGAUAUACAAUGAAAAGGUAAUAGACCUGCUGAAUCCGGGCAGCGCUCGCAAGCCGCUGCAGGUGCGCUGGUCGAAGCAGACGCGCAGCUUCUACGUGGAGAACCUCUUCACCGUCGACUGCGAGGAGCUGGACGAUCUGUUCGCCGUUCUGGAGGAAGGCAUGCGAAACCGAGCUGUCGGCUCACACGCGAUGAACGCCACCUCCUCCCGAUCCCACUCCGUAUUGAGCGUGAGGGUGACCCGCGCGCCCAGCGGCGGGGGACCGGCCACGAGGGGCAAGAUACACUUCGUGGACCUAGCCGGGUCGGAGAUCACCAAGAGGACCCAUAGCACCGGCAAGACUUUGGAGGAAGCGAACAAUAUCAACAAAAGUCUGAUGGUGCUAGGGUACUGCAUAGCCCAGCUGAGCGACGGUCGCAAGAAGGGUCACAUCCCGUACCGGGACAGCAAGCUCACCAAGCUGCUGGCCGACAGCCUGGCCGGGAACGGCGUCACGCUCAUGAUAGCGUGUAUAGCCCCGAGCAAGUCCAACAUCACGGAGACGAUCAACACGCUGCGUUACGCCGCCAGGACCAAGAAGAUCAAGUCCAAGCCCGUCGUCAAGAUGGAUGCUCGCGACGCUCUCAUCUUGAGUCUGAAGCGGGAGGUGGAGGCGCUGCAAGCGGAGAACCAGCAUCUACGGGCGGCGCUCGUCACCGCAGACUAUGACACUGACGGACGCCAGCUAAGUUCCCCAGUGGACAGCGACAAGCUGUACACUCUCCCCCGCGGCGAGCUGGUGCAGCUCACCCGACUCCACAUGGCAGAGGAGGCGGCGCUGAGGAGGGAGAACGCGGAGCUGUUCGCGAUGAGGGACCAGCUGCUGCGGGACCACCAGAUGGUCAGCCGGGAGAACGAGAGGCUGCUGAAGAAGCUGGAGGACGUUAACUCGGUAUGUGUUCGGUCACCAAUAAUCCCUGCAAGGCCAGCGUACUCUGACGCCAACGUUGAACCCAACGUUUGGACCAAUGUCAUCAGCGCCACCAACAGUGUAACUAGCGAUAAAAAUUAAAAUAUGAGUUUA